Molecule: messenger RNA, 3734 nt
Organism: Antechinus flavipes (yellow-footed antechinus)
Lineage: Eukaryota; Metazoa; Chordata; Mammalia; Dasyuromorphia; Dasyuridae
Product: zinc finger protein OZF-like
Exons: 5
Coding region: 42-2474 (810 amino acids)
Biological process (GO): regulation of transcription by RNA polymerase II; central nervous system development
Cellular component (GO): nucleus
Molecular function (GO): RNA polymerase II cis-regulatory region sequence-specific DNA binding; DNA-binding transcription factor activity, RNA polymerase II-specific
Source: RefSeq, a predicted model, not a curated record
AGGAGACAGCUCAUUUUGGGAAGUCUCAUGGGCUGGCUGAGAUGAGAACUCUUGGGCCCAGGAGAAAUCUCCUCCAGAGAGCUGGCUGGAAACUGGGACUUCUGGACUUGAGAUCUCUCUGCCUCCUGCAAGCCAGCUCUGUAGGUGCAGGUUCCAGGGUAGUCUCCUGUCCAGGAAAAGAAGGAGACGACAUCUGUUCAGUUAUAAUCAUCCCCUCUCAACAGCCUGCAGAGGACCAAGGCCUGGCUCAAGCAGGGAGCCUGGAGCCAGAGGGAAUGGCCCCUGAGAGCUGCAGACCCCCACCCCAGGAGUUGGUGACCUUCAAGGAUGUGGCUGUGGACUUCAGCCCUGAGGAGUGGGGUCUGUUGGACCCGGAUGAAAAAGAGCUGCACAAGGAGGUCAUGCUGGAGAAUGCCGAGAACUUGCUCUCCCUGGGACUUCCAGUUCCCAGAGAAGAUUUCAUCUCCCAUGUGGAGAGAGGAGGCCUGAGGAACUCCUGUCCUGAUGCAGAGACAUGGUUUGAUAUGAAGGAGAUGAGUGUAAAUCUGAAAAUGAUCUCAUGGAAAGACCUUUUUCAAUAUAGUGAACACAGGGCUGUUGUUGCUAAGCAGAAAAGAAACAGAGAGGAACACUGUGAAUGGAAUACACACAGAAAUGCUUUAAGAAAGAGUUCCAGUGUAGCUAAAGAUAAGAAUAUAUAUCCUGAAGAGAAAAUACCCGAGGGUCAUGAAUGUGAUAAAGCUUUUCUUGCACUUUCUUCCCUUGCCAAGCAUCAGAAAGUCCAUGCUGGAGAGAAACCUCAUGAAUGUAAGAAACAUGGAAAGGCUUUGAGAGAGCGAUCUGCUCCUGCUAAACAUGAGAGAAUUCGCACAGAAAAACAAUCUUACAUAUGUAAUCAAUGUGGAAAGUAUUUCCAAUGUUAUUCCAAAUUGGCUCAACAUCAGAGAAUUCACACUGGAGAGAUGCCUUAUAAAUGUAAUGAAUGUGGAAAGGCUUUCACAUCUCCUGCCAAUCUUGCUAACCAUCAGAGAACGCACACUAGAGAGAAGCCUUAUGCAUGUAAUGAAUGUGGAAAGACUUUCAUAUGGAGUUACAGACUUCAUGAACAUCAGAGAAUCCACACUGGAGAGAAGCCUUAUGAAUGUAAUGAAUGUGAAAAAGCUUUCAUAUAUCGCUCUAGUCUUGCUGUCCAUCAGAGAAUUCACACUGGAGAGAAGCUUUAUGAAUGUAAUGAAUGUGGAAAGGCUUUCAUGCAGCACAGCGGUCUUACUUCCCAUAAGAGAAUCCACACUAGAGAGAAGUCUUAUGAAUGUAAUGAACAUGGAAAGGCUUUCACAAAGCGCUUCUGCCUUGAUGCACAUCAGGGGAUCCACACUGGAGAGAAGCUUUACAAAUGUAACAAAUGUGGAAAAACUUUCACAUCUCCUAUCAAUCUUGCUAAUCAUCAGAGAAUGCACACUAAAGAGAAGCCUUAUGAAUGUAACAAAUGUGGAAAGGUGUUCAAAUAUCGCUCCAGUCUUGCUAAACAUCAGAGAAUCCACACUGGAGAGAAGCCCUAUAAAUGUAAUCAUUGUGGAAAGGCUUUCACAAUGCGCUCCCAUCUUGCUGUCCAUCAGAGAAUCCACACUGGAGAAAAGCCUUAUGUAUGUAAUGAAUGUGGAAAGGCUUUCAUAGAUCGCUCCCCUCUUGCUGCCCAUCAGAGAAUCCACACUGGAGAGAAGCCUUAUACAUGUAAUCAAUGUGGAAAGACUUUCACAUAUCGCUCCCAUCUUGUUGUCCAUCAGAGAAUCCACACUGGAGAGAAGCCUUAUAAAUGUAAUGAAUGUGGAAAGGCUUUCACAAUGCACUCCCAUCUUGCUGUUCAUCAGAGAAUCCACACUGGAGAGAAGCCCUAUAAAUGUAAUGAAUGUGGAAAGGCUUUCACAAUGCGCCCCAAUCUUGCUGUCCAUCAGAGAAUCCACACUGGAGAGAAGCCUUAUAAAUGUAAUGAAUGUGGAAAGGCUUUCACAUAUCACUCCUAUCUUGAUGCACAUAAGAGAAUCCACACUGGAGAGAAGCCUUAUGAAUGUAACAAAUGUGGAAAGACUUUCAUAUAUCGCUCCAAUCUUGCUGUCCAUCAGAGAAUCCACACUGGAGAGAAGCCUUAUGAAUGUAACACAUGUGGAAAGACUUUCACAUAUCGCUCCAAUCUUGCUGUCCAUCAGAGAAUCCACACUGGAGAGAAGCCUUAUGAAUAUAAUGACUGUGGAAAGGCUUUCACACAGCGCAGCAAUCUUACUUCCCAUCAUACAAUCUACACUGCAGAAGAGGCUUAUGAAUGUAAGCCAUGUGGAAAGACUUUCAAAUACAAAAACUGCCUCAUAAAACAUCAGAAAAUCCACCCAGGAGAGAAGCCUUAUGAAGGUAAUGACUGUGGAAAGGCUUUCACACGGCGUCAUAGUCUUCGUAAACAUGAGAAAAUCCACACAGGAUAGAAACCUCAUGUAUUUGAAAACCUUCAGACAAAGCUCAAAUCUUGCUUAACAACAGAGAAUGCACAUUAGGGGAAAACUUUUUGAGUGGCUGGAUCAUGGUAAAGUUUUUAAUAUAUAUUAGUCCGUGACUAGACAUGGGAGAUUCCAUACUAGAUAUAAAACCUCAUUCAUAUAAUCCAUGUGGAAAAACAUUCAGGCUCACUUCAUCCCCAAAUUGCCUCCAGAAAAUUCCUAGAAGAUUGAAAUCAUGGAUAAUGGCAUAAAGAUGGAGGACAGAGCUUGUUAUUCAGCAGAGAUUUUCUGCUUGGGAAAUCUCCUAUGGACUUGGCAUGGGAAAGUCUUUAGUCCAGAUUCAUUUCUGAGUUUAAAUCUGAGUAUAUGGAGUGGAAAGAAGACUUAGAAAUGUGCUGAAGAAAGACUUGCCCUUACCUGGAAUAUAAAGGUCAAUAUAAAUCACAAUAUUCACACUGGAAAGAAGCAUUAUACUGUGUAUAAUGAUUAGAAAAUACAUUUGAGUUUUUCUCUGAAAUCCCAUGAUUGGUGUUCAAAGACAAUUCUUUAUAAUGGGAGAAACUAAUUGUUUUAAUUUCCCUUCUUAAUCAGCAAAGAUUAAGAGAUUUUUAAAUCUGAUUUUAAAUUGUUUUUAUUACUUAAUUUUCCUCUUCAUUCUCUUGUUUAUUCCUAAAUUCUUUGGCUUUCUAUCUGUGUGAUAAGUCAUGUGUUCCAUGUUCUAAUUUUCUUUUAAAAUAUCUGUGGCUUAGAACUCCAUUUUGACUUACAGUGUUAAAUUGUGUUGUGUGGGUUUGAGGUUUUGUGAGGCCUUUUCAGAAAGCUGACCCCCCAGAAGAGUGCCAUAGUUUGGGGCUACAGUUCCAGAAAAAUUCUCCCCCUUGUACCCUUGCUUACUCUUGCACAAACCACUUUGCCACAUCGGUAAGCUUUGUAAUGUAUAGUUACUGUUCUUAAGUGGAGUGUGUUCCUAGCUGGAGUCCACUAUGUGGUAAAGUUGCUCAGUCCAGAGUGUAAAAAAUUCCACUCCAUCUCCUGUACUUUGUCUCCCACUGCUAGACUGCACUAGUUGAGGUGAUACCCUAUUCCUGCAGAAAUGCAAUCAACUGCUUUCUGCUCUAACUCUGAGAAACAUCUAUUUGAAAUAUUUUGGUUUGGUGGUCACUGUCCCACAUGGUGUGAAAUAUCAUGUAAAUUAUAAUCUUCUAUUUGACAAAUGUAAAGAGUAAAGACUUGGAUAAGAAAUUGUUA